UCUGUUGAUAUCAUGCUCGUUUGGUUGCAAGGCUAUUGGUCAAGUCCUUUACCUACGUCCCUAUGUCAAUGAUUUCAGCACAGAGUGGGUGUUAUCGUCAGUAACCUUGCUGACAGUUGGAUCAGUCUUGACUACAUAUAUUGGAGAAAAGAUAUCUGACCUAAAACUUGGAAAUGGAACAUCACUUUUGAUAUUUACAAGCAUUAUAUCGUAUUUGCCUGCGUCAUUUGGAAGAACGGUCUCCCAAGCAUUUCAAGAUGGAAAUUACAUUGGAUUGACUACCAUUGUCAUCUCAUUCCUCAUAUUAGUUCUUGGUAUUGUGUAUGUGCAGGAAGCGGAGAGAAAAAUACCGCUUAAUUAUGCUUCAAGAUACAGCAGCAGGAGUGGGGGCCUUCAAAAAGCUGCAUACCUACCUUUUAAGGUGAAUAGUUCUGGUGUGAUGCCUAUCAUAUUUUCCACAUCUUCAUUAGCAUUGCCUGCUACUCUGGCACGCUUCACUGGUUUAGAUGCUCUUAAAAAGGCUGCACUUGCACUAAAUCCUGGAGGGGCUUUAUAUCUUCCAACAAAUAUAUUGUUGAUAGCUUUCUUCAACUAUUAUUAUACCUUUCUACAACUAGAUCCCGACGAUGUGAGUGAACAGUUAAAACGGCAAGGUGCUUCAAUCCCGCUUGUUCGACCAGGAAAAAGCACGGCUGCAUUCCUUAAAACUGUGAGUACUUUCAUUCAUACUUUCUUCAUAAUGGAGUGGAAUGCUUUUAGCCGUCCAAACACAUUCCUUCUCAUUUCUUGAAAGUUAGUCUUCAUGAUUUUGUGAAUAUUAACUUUAUCAUGUAAAGCUCAAAGCAAACAGGAGAGGCACCUUUUUGAGUAUGAAAUAUUUGGGAUAUCCAUUUUUUUCACAAGAUUUUAACUCAUACAAAACUAGCUUUUCUUUCA
Messenger RNA from Dendrobium catenatum, 936 nucleotides. RefSeq names its product preprotein translocase subunit SECY, chloroplastic. NCBI's taxonomy places the organism in Eukaryota, Viridiplantae, Streptophyta, Magnoliopsida, Asparagales, Orchidaceae. Gene Ontology annotation, biological process: SRP-dependent cotranslational protein targeting to membrane, translocation. The transcript has 4 exons. The record is from RefSeq and is a predicted model, not a curated record. The annotation marks the transcript as partial. Gene Ontology annotation, cellular component: chloroplast thylakoid membrane. Gene Ontology annotation, molecular function: transmembrane protein transporter activity; signal sequence receptor activity.